Messenger RNA from Entrophospora candida, 153 nucleotides. NCBI's taxonomy places the organism in Eukaryota, Fungi, Glomeromycota, Glomeromycetes, Entrophosporales, Entrophosporaceae. The record is from the annotation of a GenBank genome assembly.
CAUGUUGGCAGGAUGACCCAGAAAACAGACCUGAUAUUCAAUAUGUUGAAACAAUGCUUGGAAGAAUUUCAGGCUCAAAUAUAGUUGAUAUAAUUUAUGAAGACAGUAGUUCUUUCAGUCAUCCCAGUAAUAAUUUAACAGGGCCUAGUAUUG